AUGUCCGAAGGCUCGCAGCAGCAGCGGGCGUCGCGGAACGCAGCACGCGCUGAGAGAUCAACAACCUCCUGUCAGCCAUGUAGUAACUGCCUCCGCCGUUUCCCUCAACCAGUUUGCGAGUAUCGUGUGGGCAACAUACUCGAUGCCGAUACCUUCCAAGCAUCGCAGCAAGUCUUGUCACAUCGACUAGCAGUCCCAAAGUUGAUUUUCGACAACUUUGAAACGGUCCUUGAUGAAGACAACACUCCCCAGCAUGGGCUGAGUCCUGGAGCUUGGUCACAUCCAGCAGAGUCUAGGAUACAAUUCUCUGGGCGACCAGCCAGCGGGAUAGACGAGCAAAUAGCACUUUUGCCUGUGGACCAAACCCCCUUGAACAAGAAACUACUCAGACUUUAUAUCGCGGUUCUCUCGCGCUUCAAAGCUUCUAUCAACGGCGACCCGAGCCCCAACAAUCCCUUUAUCCGUCACUACUCUCCCUUCUGCCUUCAAGAUCCCCUGGUAAUGCGAAUUAUUCUCUACACCUCGGCCUGCUUCCUCCACGAGACUGGGGAUGUACGGACAGAUGUCCUGCGGACUUACAAAGGUCAAGCCAUCGCAAUGCUCAACGAGAACCUAACAACGGACAGCAGCAAAAGUAGGGCGUCAAACACCACCGCAGUCACCGCAGCAGACGUAAACAGCUCAACCACCCCGACAACACAAAAGCCCGGCGAUGCGGCCAUCGCCGGCGUCAUUCAGCUUACCGUGGCUGAAUGGUACUGGGGCGAAUCGGACCAGGACCUACGAUACCACCUCAAGGGCUUGCGAGAUAUGAUCAGGCUACGCGGCGGCUUCAAUCAACUCGGCAUGGACGGCCUCUUGGCGAAAAACGCCAUCGUUCACGAUGUCUCCAUAUCCCUCGCCCAUGAAAACAGCCCACUGCUACUGACUCUGUCGCCCUCGGACGACGACCGUGAAGGCGGAGGAAGCGGAUGCAAAGGAUCGAUGGGGUCAGCGACAGCAGGAGAAGCGGCAAAUUCAGCACAUCGGGUCUUGGCGACGCCAUACGCCUUCGUCGACCCUAUAAAGGACGUUCCCCUUCGCAUGGCGAACCUAUCGCCUUUGGUUUCCCAUCUACCGUAUAGCGGAUCACUCCCAUCUUUCUCCGAUUGCGCCACGAGUCUGCGCAUCCACCCGGCGACGGCCUCGAUACUCGACAAUGUGAGAUAUCUUUUCUGCGUCGUCGACGCGAUUUACGAUGAAUCGACGGCAUCAGCCAGCACAACUACCCAAGCCUCGCUAAAGGCCCGAUCGAUGGGAAAGUACAUGUAUGAACAUAUCAGCGGUCUUCACCCAACCACACCUGGACAUCGCCAAAGUCUCUCCUCAGAUCCUCCUACUCGAACGAGCUCGCCGCCCAAUAGCAAUUAUUCUGCCGCCUUCGACAGAGAAUCCAUACGAAGCGGGAGUAUGUCCAGCACAGGUACGGCAGCCGGACCUGGCUCCAUUGGCCCGGGCCGAUCACCUUCGGGUCCGAAUUCCGACUCCACCACAACAUCCGAAUGGUCGUCAACCAAGUCACAUACCCGAGACGCUAGCGAUUCUCCGACGAGUCCUCGAUCCGUAUACCACCACCAGCAAAGUCCGGAUUUCAUGUACCAGGUUAUCCGAAUGACAGCGUUACUUUACACGCGGGCCGUCAUGACCCGGACGCCGCUGAGCGGGACAUGCACGGAAUCAGAAUUUCUGCAGAUCUGGACAACGACAUGGCGCGUACCCUUGUCGGCAUGGAACGACACGGUGGGCAUAUUUCAUUGGAUUAUGCUGGCUAUCGCGCCGGCAUGCCACCGGACGCCGCACGCGCGCUUUGUGAAGAACAUGGUGACAAUCAGCACUCUCACGCUCGGAGUGGAAGACUGGGCAAUGGCUAUGGGUGCCGCGUCGACCGGCAUGCGGCUGCAGCAUUGGCUCGAGGGCCAAGACAUGGGAGAGCAGGAGGAGUGGGAGGAGUAG
Molecule: messenger RNA, 1992 nt
Organism: Colletotrichum godetiae
Lineage: Eukaryota; Fungi; Ascomycota; Sordariomycetes; Glomerellales; Glomerellaceae
Exons: 5
Coding region: 1-1992 (663 amino acids)
Source: RefSeq, a predicted model, not a curated record